Molecule: messenger RNA, 2573 nt
Organism: Colletotrichum destructivum
Lineage: Eukaryota; Fungi; Ascomycota; Sordariomycetes; Glomerellales; Glomerellaceae
Exons: 1
Coding region: 178-2250 (690 amino acids)
Source: RefSeq, a predicted model, not a curated record
AAACCUAAGCAGCAUCUUAAAAGCCUGUAAGACCUACCGAGGCCCUUUAAACGAGUUGUUCCUGCCAUUACCAUCCAUGUCCCGCCUGCUCUCGCACUCAAGAACUAGGUCGCCUGUACGAGCGACCCCAUUCCCCGAUUGAAUCAGAUACCAACGCCAACGACACCGGCUUCCACAAUGAGCACCGCCGUCUUGGACUGUCCCGAGGACAGCAACUCGACGGACUGCCUUCUCCGGGCCGUUCUGCGGGUCCUGAAGGAGAACCAAGACCAAGGAGACAGCAAGUAUGACUGGGACCCCGUCACUUUCGUCUUCACCGUCCUCCUGGGCGUGGGCGCACUUGCGUUCGCCGGCCUCACCAUAGCGCAGGGCCUCGUCACCGCGAGGAAGGGGUAUCGGAAGGCCAGCAAGCGUGCCAUCAGCACCUGGGCGGAAAACACGCAGAAGGAGUGGAUAUGGGGCGAGCUCAACUUUCAGUACACGGCGCGGACCCCUAUCUUCCGCAUCGAUUAUCUGCUCGACUGGGUCAAGGAUUGGGAUUCCAAUGGACUCACCAUACGCCCCGGCUCGCCUUACAAGGAUGUCGAUCCCGGCCACGUGCUUCAGAGCGCGAAUGCGGCAACCUGGAUCGCCUUCUUCAAGGUCACCGGGCUGGAAAAGGUCGAACCACCGAGAAAGGCCGAGCCAUCUGAGAAGGACAACCUACCGGUCAAGGCCUGGCUCCUGGAUAGGUUCGGGCUGCAGGAAAAGGCCGAGUCGUCGGAAAACGACUGCGGUCUCCGGUCAACCGUUGCCGAUUUCCUGCCGGACGACCUCGUCGCCGCCCCCGCGUACGCCCAAGGCGGCGUGGUUAUCGCGGCGGCCGCUGCCGUGGGAAUCCAGAGAUGGCCAUUCACCAGGGGCAUCCCCGAACAGCCCGUCAUCAUUGGCCGCUCCUUUCAGUUCGACUUUCGCCAACACCCGAUACUGGGGUCCAUCGGCUCGUUUUCCAACCACCACCCGACGGACGAGACAAUAAAGGUUCCGAGCCCGCACAAACUCAAGAGCACCAUGCAAUACGCCCUUGGCAUCAUCAAACUCCACGGCUUGUCACAGUCCGAGGACGUAAAGAUCAAAGUGAACUUGGUCAGUGACUACGAAUCGUUCAAGGAUCAAAUGGUGAAAGUCGCCGAGGUCACGCAGUCUAUUCAUUCAACGACACCCUUCGAUAGGUUCUACGGGUCGCGUGCCUAUCUCGAAGAACACGUCAAUGUAAAUCACUGUCUCUUCAAGGCGGUCACGCCGGACGACCCUCCCGAGUUGUUCCCGCUCACUUCAUCAAAGCUCACCGUGGAUUGUUCGCUCACCACCCUUGCGUUGUGUGGCAAAUACUGGGCAAAGGCAGAUCUCCACGCAUUCGGCAAGUCGGAAUUCGGAAGCUGGCCGACUCCUACUAGUGAAUACCCCCUCCCUUCCUGGCGCCCGUUCGAUUGGGGUGUUGAUCACGGCUGGGGAAGUGUCAAGCCCAUGCUUCAGCUGUGCCUCAAGCAGGUGAACAACCCUGACGAGGUUCGCGAGUGGUACGGCAAGGCCGAUCCUGAGACCCAGCAAGAUCUUCGGAGGCGCAUUCUCAAGCAGCUGCGUCUGGUCGACAUUUGGUUAGGGCACGAGGAGGAUGUGGAUUUCCGCACCGCCGACCUUUAUAGGACCUACCUGGUGCUUUCGCAUGCGGAGAAGGCGGCGAAAGCUAAGAUCUUCAAUGCUCCAGUAAAUGAAGCCGGCCGGGACGGGUCUCAUGCCAAUGAUAACAGCAAGUUCGCCGCCGCCGCCCGCAGCCGCCAUCUCCCGAUAAUACGGGGGAUUCGCGACCUGCUGGACACUCUGAAGCUCGCCCGAGAGACUCUCGAAGCAAUGCUCGUUCCGGAUGGGGAAUCAACAAUACCUUCAGAGCAUCUUGAUCAUCUAAAGGAGGUUUUUCGCAAGUAUCAAAAGGAAUUGGAUGUCAUUACUGCUCCGUUUUCCGACAUGUCAACAGAAAGUACUCAAAUGCUGGUGGACAGACUAUGCGUGGUAGUGGUCUGUAACUCGGAGCAGGAAGACGGAUGGCCGUUGUGGGACCGCUUCUCGUCGCUGAGGGACGACUCGACGAGGGAUGUCGACGAUGUGCUCAUUUUCCGGUUCAUUCUGAUGGUCCUGCUGUUCCAGACUGCCAUUGACAACAGCGAGGUUCUCAAUUCCAGUUUGUGGGACAGAGUCAUCCCCAUCAUCUGAGAUGGAAGGGGGGGGGGUCUUCCGAUUUGUAUCUCGAUGCUACCAGGUUGAUACAUAUAGGACCAUUUUGGGCGGGGUCCAUCUGGCCUCAAAGUUGUGCCGUCAACUUCUCUCGCUGAGUAGGCGCAUCUUGCUUAAGCUCUUUUGAUAAGGAAGCUUCCUUUUGGUAAAGAGUAGGCGGAUGACCUUGUCGAGUUUGGUGAGCUUCGACAUGUCAUCUAUUGAAUUCCUCAUGUAAAGAUAACUCCCCCGAGGAAGGAUGAUCCGAAUCUGAUAUUGUUGCUACAACAACAACCCCCCUUUUGCGUCGCCGCCUUCUCUUC